AUGGAGAGCAGCGUGGUCCACAUCUUCAAGGAGGACCGAUGUCCCACGGGCCAGCCGGAGGACUGUGUCCCCAACUUCACCUGGCAGCCCGGGUCCUCGGACCUCUUCAACUACACCCCCAACGGCACCUGGGACUCCGAGCCCGAGCCCCUGUCGCCCAUCAUCCCCAUCAUAGUGGCGGUGUACUCCGUGGUGUUCGUGGUGGGCUUGGUGGGCAACUGUCUGGUGAUGUAUGUCAUCAUUAGAUACACCAAAAUGAAAACGGCCACCAACAUCUACAUCUUCAACCUGGCCGUGGCCGACGCCCUGGUCACCACCACCAUGCCCUUCCAGAGCACCGACUACCUGCUCAGCUCCUGGCCGUUUGGAAACGUGGCGUGCAAAGUCUUCAUCUCCAUCGACUACUACAACAUGUUCACCAGCAUCUUCACCCUGACCAUGAUGAGCGUGGACCGCUACGUGGCCGUGUGUCACCCGGUCAAGGCCCUGGACAUCCGCACGCCCGUCAAGGCCAAGAUCAUCAACGUGGUCAUCUGGAUGCUGUCGUCUGCCGCCGGGAUCCCUGCCAUGAUACUGGGCAGCACUAAAACCAACAACGGAACCACAGAAUGUGCCCUACAGUUCCCCGAGCCCUACAUCUACUGGGACACGCUGAUGAAGAUCUGUGUCUUCAUCUUCGGCUUCGUGGCGCCUGUCAUCAUCAUCACCGUCUGCUACACGCUGAUGGUCAUGCGGCUGAAGAGCGUGCGCCUCCUGUCGGGCUCGCGCGAGAAGGACCGCAACCUCCGCCGCAUCACGCGCCUGGUGCUGGUGGUGGUCGCCGUCUUCGUGGUGUGCUGGACGCCCAUCCACAUCUUCAUCCUGGUCAAGGCCCUGUCGGCCAACGUGCCCGAGACCACCGCCGUCAUGGCCGCUUACUUCUUCUGCGUGGCGCUGGGCUACACCAACAGCAGCCUCAACCCCAUCCUCUACGCCUUCCUCGACGAGAACUUUAAGAGGUGCUUCAGGGACUUCUGCUGCCCUGGGAAGCCGGGACACAGGGACUGCCAGGGGGUGAGCCGGGUGAGGAGCACCCUGCGGGACCACUCGUGUCCCACAGACCCUCACGGAGGUGUGAGGCAGCCCAGGCCCGUAUGA
This is a messenger RNA of Limanda limanda (common dab), 1137 nucleotides long. It is a transcript of the gene oprk1, whose product is annotated as opioid receptor, kappa 1. Bases 1 to 1137 code for a protein of 378 amino acids. Gene Ontology annotation, molecular function: dynorphin receptor activity; neuropeptide binding. Gene Ontology annotation, biological process: sensory perception of pain; G protein-coupled opioid receptor signaling pathway; neuropeptide signaling pathway. NCBI's taxonomy places the organism in Eukaryota, Metazoa, Chordata, Actinopteri, Pleuronectiformes, Pleuronectidae. Gene Ontology annotation, cellular component: neuron projection; membrane. The record is from RefSeq and is a predicted model, not a curated record. The transcript is spliced from 3 exons.